UCAACAAUUGGCAUCAAGAGCCUCUCACUAGAUAUACAUAGUGUGUGAUUUUGGGAAUUUGAUUUAUUUGCCAUUUAUUAUUCGUAGGUACUAUGAGUUCUCAUAUGGAAGGAGGUUCCACGACUCGCCCACCACUACUCACGGGAACCAACUACUCCUAUUGGAAGACUAAGAUGAAGAUGUUCAUAAAAUCAAUGGAUGAAGAUGCAUGGCGAACAGUGUUAACUGGAUGGAAGCGACCCGUUGCCACAGAUGAGAAAGGGAUUGAAACUGAGAAGCAUGAGAAAGACUGGAGCAAAGCCGAACAAAUUGCAGCAAACAUGAAUUCCAAGGCCUUGAAUGCUAUAUUCAAUGGAAUUGAUAUCAAUCAAUUCAAGAUAAUCUCUGCGUGUGAGUGUGCUAAAGAAGCAUGGGAGAAACUCCAAACAGCGUACGAGGGAACUGCUUCAGUCAGACUGUCCAAACUUCAAAUGCUUGCCACCCGGUUUGAGGAUCUUCGUAUGGAAGAAAAUGAGACCGUGAGCGAAUUCAACUCCAAAUUAUGUGACAUAUCAAACGAAGCUCAUGGCCUUGGUGAAACUUAUCCUGAAGUUAAACUUGUACGAAAAGUGCUCAGAUCCAUGCCAGACAGAUUCGCGUACAAGAUCACUGCCAUAGAGGAAGCAAGUGAUGUGGACUCAUUGCGACUUGAGGACCUGAUUGGAAAUCUACAAACUUUUGAAAACAAGUUGAACAUCAGCAGAAUGGACAAGGAAAGGAAAAUCGCCCUGCAGUCUGUAUCGGACACCACAACAUCUGUGCCUACUGCUCCUAUGUCAGCACUUGAAGUCAAGCUCACAAAAUCCAUGUCCUUAAUAGCAAAAAAUUUCGGAAGAUUCAUCAAGAAAAAUGGACAUCCUACAAACUCUGAGAGAAAACCCAGGACAUCUACAGAUAAGCCAGAAGUCAAGAAGGGAAUUCGAUGUAGAGAAUGUCAUGGUUAUGGUCAUAUCCAAGCAGAAUGUGCUAACACACUAAAAAAACAAGGAAAAUCACUUGCCACAACUUGGAGUGAUGACACCUCAGAGUCACCAAGGAUUUGUUGA
Molecule: messenger RNA, 1085 nt
Organism: Erythranthe guttata (spotted monkey flower)
Lineage: Eukaryota; Viridiplantae; Streptophyta; Magnoliopsida; Lamiales; Phrymaceae
Source: RefSeq, a predicted model, not a curated record